CCCGACUGCUCCACGGCGAGAUUAAAAAUGGCGGCUCUCAAGGAUGUUGUGUCUUUAUAUCAAAACUUGAAACGAGAAUGGACGAAAACUCCGUGCAACCUGUCGAAAUGUGGCGAACUGCUCACUCAACUAAAGAUUGGCCUCACUCAUCUGAUGUUUCUCCCGACGUCAAACAGCACCGCUAGUCAAAAUGAGUUGCUCAUCGCCAGAGACAUAUUAGAGAUCGGAGCACAGUGGAGCAUCGCGACCGAGGAUAUACCUUCGUUCGAACGGUACAUGGCGCAACUGAAGUGUUAUUAUUUCGAUUACAAGUCCGGAUUAUUGGAAUCGGCGUACAAGUAUCAGCUCCUCGGUCUGAAUCUCCUGUUUCUGUUGUCGCAAAACCGAGUCGCCGAGUUUCACACGGAGCUGGAGCUCUUGCCGUCCGAUCAGAUCCAGUCCAACGUCUACAUAAGGCAUCCCCUCAGCCUGGAGCAGUAUCUUAUGGAGGGUUCAUACAACAAGAUCUUCCUGGCCAAAGGUAACGUGCCCGCGGCCUCCUACAACUUCUUCAUCGACAUCUUACUGAACACCGUGCGCGACGAGAUCGGCGCGUGCAUGGAGAGCGCGUACGACAAGAUCUCCAUUCAAGACGCCGCGCGGAUGUUAAACUUGAACACGGAGAAGGACAUCAGAGCCUUUGCUUCUAAGAAAAACUGGAACCUGUCGAAGGACGGCUACUUCAACUUCAGCACGACCAGCGAAAAGAAAUCCGAGGAGCCUAUCCCGAGCUCCGAACUGGCGGCCCUCGCGAUAGACUAUGCCCGAGAAUUGGAGAUGAUUGUGUAAUACAUCUGCGCCUUUUUCUGUACUUUACAUUUAAAUAAAUAUUAUAUCUAUCUUGUACAGUGUGUGUAUACGCGUGCUAAUCCAGCCUUUUUCUUUUGUAUCUCAAAUAUAUGUUUGUGUCAGA
Messenger RNA from Dinoponera quadriceps, 952 nucleotides. It is a transcript of the gene Rpn12, whose product is annotated as 26S proteasome non-ATPase regulatory subunit 8. The record is from RefSeq and is a predicted model, not a curated record. Bases 28 to 828 code for a protein of 266 amino acids. Gene Ontology annotation, biological process: proteasome-mediated ubiquitin-dependent protein catabolic process. Gene Ontology annotation, molecular function: toxin activity. NCBI's taxonomy places the organism in Eukaryota, Metazoa, Arthropoda, Insecta, Hymenoptera, Formicidae. The transcript has 3 exons. Gene Ontology annotation, cellular component: cytosol; nucleus; proteasome regulatory particle.